ACACAAUCUAUCGAGCAACCAGCUUAGCUCGAGGUCAACAGAGGCAUAUUCUCUACAAAAAAGCUAUAUUCGAAGCCUGAAACUCCUUGCUUGACCAUUGGGUGCGCUUGUCCAAUUUCCGUAGAAGAAGGAUACUCUGCCCAAGUCCCCGAAAGCAUUCGCCGACUGCGCGAUUUUCGCGUUGAUGGGAGGCAGAAUUUUAUCGCAAUAAAGAACAGAUAACCCCGGCCCUUUUGCUUUUCUGUGCCUGGAACUGAAAUCUCCUAUGAGCACUUCUCUCAGCAAUAAUAGGAUGAAGAUGUAUCUCCACUGCAGAAGUGUCAUCACUCGACGGACAAGAUUACCUCCGUCCUUAUCGUCCCUCCUUGGCUCCCGGGUAUACCACCAACAAUGCUCUCCACCCAAGGGAGGAUCGAAACCAUGCCACAACAAUACGUUCUCAACACAAAAUAGCCCACCGAAACCCCCCGCGAGCCCUGCGCCGCGGCCCCCAACAUCCUCCAUCCUUAGCCGCUCGUUCUGGACCUGCCGCUCCUCAUGGAAGCGCGCACGGAUCAACACCCUCCGGUGCCUCGUCGGCUGCACCAUCGGUGACUUCUCCGCCCUCUGGAUGCUGCAAAGCUUUGCCCCGGAUCUCGGGAUGGGCACGAUCAUGGGACUAUCCAUGGCCUCCGGCAUAACCACCUCCGUCAUGCUUGAAACGUAUCUCCUCUGGCGGGGCGCAGACCAGCUCUCCCUGCCGAUGGCCUGCCGGACGGCCAUGGGGAUGAGCAUGGUCUCCAUGCUGGCGAUGGAGAUCGCCGAGAAUGCGGUGGAUUAUCAUCUGACCGGGGGCGUGGUCGAUGUCGGGGACCCGCGGUUCUGGCUGGCGGCGGGCGUGUCGGUGGGCGCUGGGUAUCUGGCCCCGUUGCCGUACAACUAUUGGCGGUUGCGGAAGUACGGGAAGGCUUGCCAUUGACCUCGUAUCCUUUCUCUGGGGAAUUUGAAAGGUGCUGCGAAGAGCUGUAAUAAUCCCUGAUGCACUCGGGAUUACUGGUCUGCAAGCCGGGAAAGUUCUAACCGUCGCAGAUGUGCAGCCGCAGUGCAAGAUAAGCGCGUGUAUUUAGAAUCUCGUUGCCUGACAGUACAUCCUGUAGCUUGGUCCUAGCCUCCUAGCCCUCUCCUCCUGCCAGAACCAGAACCCCGGCUUAUUUACUUCCGUGCCUCAAAACUCCAAGUCGUAGGCCAACGUAUCAUCGCACAGCUCCUCUCUCAGUUUGUGCACC
Molecule: messenger RNA, 1265 nt
Organism: Aspergillus fijiensis CBS 313.89
Lineage: Eukaryota; Fungi; Ascomycota; Eurotiomycetes; Eurotiales; Aspergillaceae
Product: DUF4396 domain-containing protein
Exons: 2
Coding region: 299-958 (219 amino acids)
Source: RefSeq, a predicted model, not a curated record